GGAAGAAAAAAGGCAGGAGGCGUCCGGGGCCCGGCGCGGCGACAGCCCGCUCAGAAGUAUGCGGAGGGCCCCCUCCCGGGCCCGGGCACUCGCGGAGAGCCAGCCUCGCAAAAGUUUGGUGGCGGCGGCCGCGCCGGCGGCGUCGAUGGCUGCGCGCCCCGCGGCGCGCGGGGGCUGAGCGGGCGCCACUCCCCCCCCCCGGCCCCGCUUUUGUGUCUCGCGCCUCCUGCCCAUGCUGCGUCCGGCCCCCUCCUGCGGCUGCCGCUGCUGAGCGCUCGCUCGGGCCGAGCGGAGGACGGGACGGCGGCGGGGGCGGCCGCGGCGCGGAGUCCAGGCGGGACUAUGGGAAACGGGAUGUGCUCCCGAAAGCAGAAGCGGAUCUUCCAGACGCUGCUGCUGCUCACCGUGGUGUUCGGCUUUCUCUACGGCGCGAUGCUCUACUACGAGCUGCAGACGCAGCUGCGGAAAGCCGAGGCGGUGGCGCUCAAGUACCAGCAGCACCAGGAGUCCCUUUCCGCCCAGUUACAAGUUGUGUAUGAACACAGAUCAAGAUUAGAGAAAUCCUUGCAAAAGGAAAGACUUGAACAUAAGAAAGCAAAAGAAGAUUUUCUUGUUUAUAAGUUAGAAGCACAAGAAACACUAAAUAAAGGAAGGCAAGAUUCCAAUAGUAGAUACAGUGCAUUGAAUGUGCAACAUCAGAUGUUGAAAAGUCAACACGAGGAGCUAAAGAAACAGCACAGCGACUUGGAAGAGGAGCAUCGCAGACAAGGGGAAGACUUCAGCCGGACGUUUAAUGACCACAAGCAGAAAUACCUGCAGCUGCAGCAAGAGAAAGAACAAGAACUUUCUAAGCUAAAAGAAACUGUGUACAAUUUGAGAGAAGAGAAUAGACAGCUGAGGAAAGCCCACCAAGACAUGCACACACAGCUCCAAGACGUCAAGCAACAGCAUAAGAAUUUACUCUCCGAGCAUGAACAACUUGUAGUGACUUUGGAAGACCACAAGAGUGCACUAGCUGCUGCACAGACUCAAGUUGCAGAAUAUAAACAACUGAAAGAUACUCUGAAUAAGAUUCCAAGCUUUCGAAAACCAGAACAAGCAGAGCAGCAAAAUUUUACCCAGGUGGCACGUUCUCCACAAGGUGACAGCACAGCAAGGGAGAAGUCAGCUGGAGAGCCACGGGAGGUGUCUCGAGAUAGUGAUGUGUGGCGGGAGCAUGAAGCAGUUCCUGGAAGAACAGAAGAAACAAAACCUUAUUCUCCCACCCAGAAGGUGGCGGGAUUUCAGGCUCCCGCAGGGCUGAACCAGCAAGAUGCGGGACCCAGAGAGCCGGAGGAGCAUCAGGUGGAAGAGGAGCACAGAAAGGCCCUCGAGGAGGAGGCGAUGGAGCAGGUCGGGCAGGCCGAGCAUCUCGAGGAGGAGCACGAUCCAUCCCCAGAGGAGCAGGAUCGGGAGUGGAAGGAACAGCGUGAACAAAAAGAAGAAAGCAACCUCCUGGAAGGGCACGCUCAUGCUCAGGUGCGAGGUCAUCCACUUCAGGUGUAUCCUUCAGCCAGGCCGGUUACCAGAUUCCGAUCGCCGUACGAGGAGCAGCUGGAGCAGCAGAGACUGGCAGUGAGGCGGGCCGAGGAGGCCCAGCGGCUGAGACAGCAGCAGGAGGCUCUGCACCGGCAGAGGCUGCAGCAGCAGCAGCUCCUCGCCAGAGAGGUGGCCCGGCCGAGGCCAGCGGGGCCCGAGGAGGGGCAGCCACAGCACCCGGAGCAGCUACGGCAGCAAGCUCGUUAUGAUGCUAUGGAUAAUGAUAUUGUUCAGGGAGCAGAGGACCAGGGCAUCCAGGAAGAGGAAGGAGGUGCCUAUGAGAGAGACAACCAGCACCAAGAUGAAGCAGAAGAAGACCCAGACAAUGGACGUGAGCCUCGAGAACAAGGGCCGCACGAAGCUGACCCAGAAUCGGAGGCAGAUAGGGCAGCUGUAGAGGAUAUAAACCCAGCAGAUGACCCUAAUAAUCAAGGUGAAGAUGAAUUUGAGGAAGCCGAGCAAGUGAGAGAAGAAAAUUUGCCAGAUGAAAAUGAAGAGCAAAAACAAAGUAAUCAAAAGCAGGAGAAGGCAGAAAUGGAGGAGCAUUUGGUGAUGGCAGGGAAUCCAGACCAGCAGGAGGACAAUGUUGAUGAGCAGUACCAGGAGGAGGGAGAAGAGGAGGUUCAGGAAGAUUUGACUGAAGAGAAAAAACGGGAAUUGGAGCAUAAUGCUGAAGAGACCUACGGUGAAAAUGAUGACAACGCUGAUGAAAAAAACAACGAUGGAGAAGAACAAGAAGUUCGGGAUAACAAGCGCCCCAAAGGCCGAGAGGAACACUAUGAGGAGGAGGAAGAGGAGGAAGAAGACGGGGCUGCUGUUGCUGAGAAGUCCCAGCGAAGAGCUGAAAUGUAGCCAUGCCCACUUUCACAGACAGUGCUCAGCCAACAGGUUCUUUUCAAGCUGCUCAAAAAUAAAUCUGCCUACUGAACUCUAGGGUAUUUAAUUGCAAAAAUUAAGAAUUUAGACUUUUUAACUUUUGUAUUAGAAAAGCUCAUACAUUUAUAUGAAUAUAUUUUGAUAACCUAGGUUAGAGCUUCUUUUAUAUUCAAACUAAACAUGAGCAAGAAGAAAAACAGUAAAGCAAACCUUAGACUCUGAAUCUCACUUUUUAUAGAUUAUGUGAUGUUGGAAAGGACAUCGAUUUUGUAUAUGUUUCAACUUACUUUUCUAUCUUCUAGUUUCCAGGUGUUCUGUUGUUUGCCUUUGAUAAAAUACAGGAUUUCCAAAUAGGGAAUACUGCAAAAUGCUGUGCAGACUUUCAGGAGAAUGGCCAGUUUACUAAUUCUGCCUUUCCGAGGUUCUUGUGUAUAGUUCUGAUAGGAUUGUCACCAGUCUGUGUCUCUCUGGAAUAAGAUCCACGUACAGAGUGGCGUACAGUUUGAAAGGCAUUUUUGUUAUAAAGAAAUUGUUUUUCAGACUUUUCAGAUCAGUUAGAAAAAUGUUUGUCUUUAUUUAAAAUCACAGCUGUUCUUGAAAGGAAUUAAAUUUAAAAGUGAGAUAAUACUAAAAGUCAUUUGACAGUAUUCUGGGCUUAGAUAUUUCAGUAUCCAAACAAGGUAUGACACAUCAGUGUAUUAACCUUUCUGAAGGACUGACUCCUUGUUUAAUAACUAAUUUAGUGUGUAUGGGUGGUGUUUCCUACAUAAGCACCCGUUCUGUUUUUUUCUUGAAGUCACCUAGUGACAUCCUUGUUUCAGUAUCUAGUUCUCUACAGUAAUAUAUCUUUCCCCUGUAAGCCCUGCGCCUCAAUAUGUAAUCACUUUGAUGACAAGUCUGAAUAUGAGGGCAUACCAAAUUGUACGAUUGAAUAGGGUGAUUUUUCAAAAACUGUACGGUAAAAUGCACGUUGAUAUGAUAGACCCUCAUGACUUUUCUGUUUGCUGGGAUUGGGUCUGUAUUAUGCCCACAUGUAGGCAUUUUAACGAUUAUGAAUUAUAACAAUCCCUUAAAA
Ceratotherium simum simum (southern white rhinoceros) is the source of this 3529-nucleotide messenger RNA. The record is from RefSeq and is a predicted model, not a curated record. NCBI's taxonomy places the organism in Eukaryota, Metazoa, Chordata, Mammalia, Perissodactyla, Rhinocerotidae.